Molecule: messenger RNA, 1362 nt
Organism: Meleagris gallopavo (turkey)
Lineage: Eukaryota; Metazoa; Chordata; Aves; Galliformes; Phasianidae
Source: RefSeq, a predicted model, not a curated record
AGGAGAAACUGUAUCAGGAGGAGCAGCUGCUGUGCCCUGAGGGGUUUUUCAUCCUCGUGACCAAAAUCUAUAGUCAUAGGUGAAGCGUAUUUAUUCCCAACCAAGCUGGGGAAAUCUCAAAUAAUCCUUUGCAGGUAAAAGGGCUCUGCCAGAAUUAAAGCAGGUAGCACUGUGUGCCGGGGGAGCUGCAGCUCUGCCCAGCUGAAGGUCGGGAAGGGACCAUCUCAGUCCUACAGAAAGGUGAACCCUCAAGAAGGUCCUCCUCUGGUUUUUGGACAGCAGCGUUGAGUGGAUUUCUGCUGAGGCCAUGUCCUCUUCCAUCAGAAUUGAAUCUGUCAUGAAGGAGAAGAACCGGAUGGGAGAAUGCCCGGUCUGGGAAGAACGGGAGAACGCGCUCGUCUAUGUUGACAUUAAUGGCCAGAAAGUCUGCCGCUGGAGUGCGAUCAGCCAUGAGGUGCAGUGCGUGUCUGUGGAUGCCCGUGUCAGCUCUGUGGCCCUGCGGCAGCGUGGGGGCUAUGUCAUCACCCUGGGGACCAGGUUUGCCUUUCUGGACUGGGACACCCAGAAGGUCACCACCAUCCUCGAGCUUGAGCAGGAUAAACCCAACAACAGGUUCAAUGAUGGCAAAGUGGAUCCAAAGGGGAGGUAUUUUGCUGGCACGAUGGCUGAGGAGACAGCACCAGGGGUCCGAGCAAGACGGCAAGGGGCUCUCUAUACUCUUUUCCCUGACCUAUCAGUAAUAAAACAGUUAGACCAAGUGGACAUCUCCAAUGGUCUGGAUUGGUCCCUGGACCACAGGACCUUCUUUCACAUUGACAGCCUGGCGUACGCUGUGCAUGCCUUCAACUAUGACUUAUGCACUGGAAAGAUUGCCUGCCCCAGACUGGUGUACCACUUGGAGGAGGAGGAGCGGAUGCCCGACGGGAUGUGCAUUGAUGCAGAGGGGAAGCUCUGGGUGGCCUGCAUUGAUGGAGGAAGAGUGAUCCGCAUCGAUCCAGAGACAGGAAAAAGAAUCCAAACUGUGAGGCUGCCGACUUCAAGGAUCACCUCCUGCUGCUUUGGAGGAAAGGACUACACGGAGAUGUACGUGACGUCUGCCUACGAUGGGCUGGACGAGGCCACCCUCGCCAAGGAGCCUCAGGCAGGAGAGAUAUUCAAGGUGAUGGGAUUUGAGAUCUUUCUGUAAAUUAGACCUCUCAGGCCUGCAGCUCCUAUGUUCGCCUGUUUAUAUAGCAUGUUCUGUAAUAUACUGUAAGGAAAUAAGUCACCAGAGCAAAACUUUGCAUCCCAUUCCGCCAGAUUGUGAUAUAUAUAUAUUUUUUUGGAUGUUAAAAGUGGGCUCUACAUUUUAAAUAAUUAACA